UGUGACGUGGGGUUUUAAUCACGUUUCAUAACAAUAAUAACUUAAAUAAAUCACAGUUAGCCUCUGAUACUACCAGACUUGUCUUCUCUAGUGCUCUCUCUCUUUUCUCUCUCCAGAAUUUGGGGUUCUGAUUUGCAUCUUGCAACUUAUAAUCUGAUAGUGAGAUGGGUUGCAACACAGCAGGAAUUAGCAGCUACGAGUUUGAUGUGAUCGUUGUGGGAGGAGGAAUUAUGGGAAGCUGUACUGCCUACGAAACUUCAAAGAGGGGAUACUCCACUCUAUUACUGGACCAGUUCGACUUUCUGCACAACAGAGGUUCCUCCCAUGGAGAGUCCCGAACUAUUCGAGUCACCUACCCUGAACCUUAUUACUCUUCCAUGGUCCUUGAAUCGACCAAGCUAUGGGAGGAGGCUCAAUCUCAACUUGGGUAUAAGGUUCUUUACCCCACUAACCAGCUUGACAUUGGACAAGCCAGUGAUCGCUCUCUCCAGGCUGUCAUUCAUAGCUGUCAGUCUAACUCUGUUGAUUUUAGGGUGCUUGAUCAUGCCCAAGUGAAAAAGGAGUUCUCAGGAGGGGUGGUUGUGCCAGAGGAUUGGAUUGGUGUUGUUAGUGGAGGGGCAGGUGUAAUCAAGCCCACCAAAGCUGUGUGUAUGUUUCAAACACUUGCCUUUCGUAAUGGCGCCACUCUGAAAGACAAUAUGAAGGUUAUCGACAUAAGAAGAGAUGUUGGUGGUUGUGUAGUGGUUUUAACGGCCACAGGGGAGAAAUUCUACGGCAGAAAAUGUGUCAUUACUGCUGGUGCAUGGAUGAACAAGCUGGUGAAAGUGGUAACGGGACUUGAUGUUCCUAUUCUGCCUUUAGAAACUACCAUAUGUUAUUGGAAGGUUAAGGAAGAGUAUGAAAAGGAAUACUCAGUAGAUGGGGAAUUUCCUUGUUUUGCUGGGUAUGGGAGCACAUAUAUAUAUGGCACCCCAUCUUUAGAGUAUCCUGGGUUGAUUAAGGUAGGCGUGCACGGAGGACGUUUCUGCAACCCAGAUAAACGAACUUGGACCCCUGAACCACAGUUGAUGGACUUUCUUAAGAAGUGGGUCAAAGAGAGGUUUGGGGGUCGAGUUGAGCAUCAUCACCCAGUAUCGACUCAAUCUUGCAUGUAUUCGUUGACCCCGGAUGAAGAUUAUGUGAUAGACUUCCUAGGGGGUCGGUUUGGAAAGGAUGUGGUCAUCGCAGGGGAGUUUUCCGGACAUGGAUUUAAGAUGGGUCCAGUAAUAGGGCGGGUCGUGGCAGACUUGGUGCUACAUGGAGAAACCAAAGGGGUAGAGUUGGACUAUUUUAAGUUAGCCAGGUUCGACAACAAUCCUAAAGGUAACAUCAAGGAGUUUGCAGAACAAGUCGGCACUUCCAAGCUCUGAGUUAAUCAUGUAACUCUCCUGUGUGUUCCUGGUUUGAUGAAUGAGACUUCUCUUUAUAUUGAGUUUCUCAACUACAAGGUUGUGCAUAUCUGUUUUGUUGCUCUAAAUGUUUACAUAAUAAAUGGGCCAGCAUUUCAUAUUGGCA
Molecule: messenger RNA, 1554 nt
Organism: Spinacia oleracea (spinach)
Lineage: Eukaryota; Viridiplantae; Streptophyta; Magnoliopsida; Caryophyllales; Amaranthaceae
Product: probable sarcosine oxidase
Exons: 2
Coding region: 165-1409 (414 amino acids)
Molecular function (GO): sarcosine oxidase activity; flavin adenine dinucleotide binding
Source: RefSeq, a predicted model, not a curated record